UGAGGUUUGGACCUCCCCGCCACAGUGCCGCCGCAAGAUGGCCGCCACGUGACGUCGUCGACGCUUUCGCUGCCGCCAACGUACCAUCGAAGAAGAAAAUGCGGAAGUUGCUCCAUGGAUCUACAAGAGACAAAGAGCGAGGAGGGUUUUGGGUGUGCAUCAACAAAAGCUUCGGAAUUGGAACAUUUGUACUGCUCGAAAGAACGAUGGCGUCGCACGAGGAGCAAAUUUGUCGAGCGAGAGAGGAGAACGUGCAACGUCAGCAUGACGACGACAUUUUCUUGGCGCCCAUCGUGUUGCACAUUCAAGACAUCCACCAACUGAUGGGUCGCCGAGAGGAAGUUCCACCUCAGCCGCAGGCGGCGAGCUCCAGUUUGGAACGGGAGCCUUCCCGGGCCCCUGACGUCAAAGAGGAAGAGGAGGAAGUGGAUGUCAGCCAGCUGCCAUUUAACAUCGUCGUGGUGAAGAGUGAGGACGACGAAGAGCACCCGUCCGAGUGGUCGCGGCUCGGCCUUCGCGGUCCAAGUGGAGAGCGUCGUGGAGACUCACCAGCAGACAAGCUCGCGCUUCCACUGUCACACCGCCAAGAACCUUUGAGGAGCAGCGCGGAUAGCCAAGGUCACGACAAACGCUCAAAAGGCUCCCAGGAGGAGACGGAUGACGCCAAGCGGCAGACACCCCAAGACCUAUUUCCUCUUUCUAAUUCAAUGGAACGUGCGACAUCCACCAACUGA
Messenger RNA from Hippocampus comes (tiger tail seahorse), 734 nucleotides. RefSeq lists its product as uncharacterized. NCBI's taxonomy places the organism in Eukaryota, Metazoa, Chordata, Actinopteri, Syngnathiformes, Syngnathidae. The transcript is spliced from 3 exons. The coding region runs from base 99 to 734 and encodes 211 amino acids. The record is from RefSeq and is a predicted model, not a curated record.